Messenger RNA from Naegleria lovaniensis, 1719 nucleotides. RefSeq lists its product as uncharacterized. The record is from RefSeq and is a predicted model, not a curated record. Gene Ontology annotation, cellular component: outer dynein arm. The transcript is spliced from 4 exons. Bases 1 to 1719 code for a protein of 572 amino acids. Gene Ontology annotation, biological process: cilium movement; outer dynein arm assembly. NCBI's taxonomy places the organism in Eukaryota, Heterolobosea, Eutetramitea, Acrasida, Naegleriidae. Gene Ontology annotation, molecular function: dynein heavy chain binding; dynein light chain binding.
AUGGAUAUUGUAACAGUAUACAAAAAGCCGAGAAGGCAGUUUGGAAGAUAUUGUGGCCAUUUCAUAGAUACUGAGCCCGAAACGAUCAUUGAUAUCAAACCAAGUGAGGAAUACAAGGCAAAAUACAUAACACGUGAACCAAGAGCGGUGGGUGUGCAAGCAGCAGCAGAAUUUUCUGAUCACUUCACCAAUACUGAAACUCAUGAGUCCAAAGAGCAAGGAAUGAACCAUCUCGAAGGAGGAUGGCCAAAAGAUGUAGAUACCGCAAAGCUAUCCAGCAAGGAGAGAUAUAUCAAAAAAAUUGAAAAUAAUAUUGAGGAUUUGAACUCAUUCAUUGCGUUGAGGGAUUCCGCGGAGUAUUACAUUCAACAGAACAAUGCAAUCAAUAUCUUUGGUAGCUACUUUAAAGAGAAGACGUUGGACUUUGGAAGUGAGCGAUCCAUGGUAAAAACUCUAUCUGUCUUCAAAGAUCCAUGCCAAGAUAAGCGAACAGUCUCUAAAAUUUCAUGGCUGCCAAGUGACGGAUCAAAACUUGCCGUGGCAUAUGCCAAUCUAGAUUUCCAAAGCACUAACAAGAAAAUUCCAACAAACGCCUAUGUUUGGGAUGUGAAUAAUGCGAAUGAACCUGAUGUCACCUUAACUCCCUCGUCACACUUGGUUUCAAUUAGAUAUAACCCUAAAGAUAAUAACACACUCGCUGGAGGGUGCUACAACGGUGUUGUUUGUAUAUUUGACACAAGAAAAGGAGGCGAGGAAGUGCUAAUUUCCGAUCUUAAAACCAGUCACAGGGAUCCCAUUUACGAUUUACAAUGGAUCCAAAGCAAGAGUGCAACUUUUUUUAUCACUACGUCCACUGACGGCCAAGUACUGACAUGGGAUACAAGAAAUUUAUCAAAUCCAGUUGACUCCGAAACAAUGGAAUUAAGAAUACCUGACGAUAAAAACGCAGAAUGUAAACUGCAGGGAUUGCUUGGAGGAGAGUCGAUUGAUUACGAUGUUUCUUACAGUCCCACAAAAUUCAUGAUAGGUACAGAGCAAGGAGCAGUCAUAAGUUGUACAAGAAGAAAGAAUAAGGGAACGGCUGUAGAUAAGGUCUAUUAUGGUCAACAUCAUCACCAUGGACCAAUUUACUCCAUUCAACGAAACCCUUUCUUGCAGAAAUACUUUAUGACCGUUGGAGAUUGGACCAUAAAGAUUUGGAACGAAGACAUUUCAAACGACCCCAUUAUUUCAACGAGGUAUGAUGACAGUUAUAUCACAUCAUGCCAAUGGAGUCCUUCUAGGCCAGGAGUAUUCUAUACCACAAAGAUGGAUGGUACUCUUGAUGUAUGGGAUUAUUUAUACAAGCAAAAUAAGCCUUUGUUAUCUCUUAGAUUGUCAGAUCAAGGACUACAUUGUUUAAGCAUUUACGGUAAAUAUAUCGCCGUGGGAGGAAGAGAUGGAUCUACUAGGUUGCUCGAAGUGAGUGAAGGUUUAAGAGGAGAGGAUAAACAGCAAGUACUCGAAGAGAAGGAAUAUAUUAAUAAUAUGUUGGAGCGAGAAACUAAGAGAGAAAGAGCAUUAGUCGACAAUAGAAAGGAAAGUGAACAAGCUCAAAAACGACUCGAGAUGAAGAAAAAACAAAAAGACUCUUCAAAAUCAUCUUUUGGAAUUACAAUCAACGAGGAUGAGCUUCAAGAAGAUGAGACCCUAUUUUUGGAUGCCAUUAAAGUCAAAUAA